CCUCCCAUGACUACAACCCCAUCUCUCUCUCACCACACAUUCUCUCUCUUCAAGCAUACGCGCCCAUACGUAUAUGUAUGUAUAUAGGCGCGUAUAUGCUCCCCUGUUUCUCUCUCCGGACGAGACGAAGAAGAGGAACAAGAGAAAGAGAAGAUGGGCCGAGGAGUGAGUGCAGGUGGAGGCCAGAGCUCUCUGGGAUAUCUCUUUGGAUCCGGUGAAGCUCCUUCCCAGCCACCACCCGCCGCCACCGCCCCCCCAGCCAGUGUCAAUUCAGAGGCAAAGGAGAAGCAGAUCCCGGCAGGUGUGAGGGGAAGCCCCAACAACUACGUCCGAUCAGAAGGGCAAAACUGUGGCAACUUCCUCACGGACCGACCAUCUACCAAGGUUCAUGCGGCUCCUGGCGGUGGAUCUUCCCUUGGUUACCUCUUCGGAGGCGCUUCCUCACCUGGAAAAUGAAUUUCCCCCCCUGCAAUUCUAUCGAUUAAAUGUAAAUCAUCAUCAAGAAUUGUCCUUUUUUUUUUCUGGGUUGAAUCGUUAACCUCGUCUCUUUUGAAUUUC
Messenger RNA from Tarenaya hassleriana, 558 nucleotides. RefSeq names its product protein SPIRAL1-like 3. Bases 154 to 456 code for a protein of 100 amino acids. NCBI's taxonomy places the organism in Eukaryota, Viridiplantae, Streptophyta, Magnoliopsida, Brassicales, Cleomaceae. Gene Ontology annotation, biological process: cortical microtubule organization. The record is from RefSeq and is a predicted model, not a curated record. Gene Ontology annotation, cellular component: cortical microtubule, transverse to long axis. The transcript is spliced from 3 exons.